GAAGCGGCGAGGGGUGCACAGCAGCCUUUAACUGUUAACCAAUCACAGAGGCUUCAGGCAAAUCAUGACUAAUUAAGCAAGUGAUGGUCCCUCAUCAUCCAGAGCGAGAGGGAGAGAGGUGUACAGAGACGGACAAAAGUGAGGACGAUAAAAAGAAAGAGAGAGAGGGACAAAUAGAGAGAGACAAAUAGAGAGAGAGAGGGAGAGAGGUGUACAGAGACGGACAAAAGUGAGGACGAUAAAAAGAAAGAGAGAGAGGGACAAAUAGGGAGAGACAAAUAGAGAGAGAGAGGGAAAGAGAGAGAGAGCGAGACAGAGAUACGUUUAGAGAGUGAGAGGAGAGAGUUUGAGUUCUAGCACACUCUCUGUGGCGGAGUCUUUGAAAAGGGGAGAUGAUAUGGGCUUAGUCACGUUGUGUCAUAUCAUAGAUGUGAAGGCAGGGGACAAGUUUCUGACACCUCAGUCGUGGACGUUCACUUCAGACAGAUGGCUCAUCAAUUGUAAAACUCUAUACAGUUGCAGCGCAGGAGGAGAUGGAGUAGUGUGAGUGUGUGGCGGAGCGAGGGGGAAAACAGCUGUUGAAGGACAGUUUUGUGGAGCUGAGGAGAAGGAAAGCAUGCGGAGCAGACAACAUCAGGGCUGACUGAGAUAGUUUGGACUGGGAACCUCGGAGUGAUGGUGAUAACAGGAUUGAUAGACUUUAUGGGGUCAAAGGCUUGAUGUAGAUGUGUGAUCUGUGAUGUUACUCAGGGAGAUGAGCACGACUGAAGAGUCAUCUCUAUAAAAACAUGGCUGUCACGGGUCUCAGCGAGGGGAAGCAGUUGGCUGACACACACACGCUAAACACACUGUGUCUAGAAUCAGUGGUCAGGACACACAUCCCGCUCUGCGCCUCUCCCGGCCUCACUUCAUCAAGAUGUUAACUUCAGAGCGACAGUGCAGCCCGGGGCCUCCAUAAUCGACAUGGUCAACGUGACGAUGUCACCCAGCAGCAAUGCCACCCCAGAGGGUCUGACUGAGGGAGGGCUGUUGGUCCUGGGCCAGAGGGAAGAGUAUGAUUACAAUUACUUUGCCCUGGUGCUGGGCGUGCCCCUCAUCCUGAUCAUCAUCCUGGGCAACGUACUUGUGUGUCUGAGCGUGCUCACUGAGCGCUCCCUGAAGACUGCCACCAACUACUUCAUCAUCAGCCUGUCUGUGGCCGACCUACUGCUGGCUGUACUGGUGCUGCCCCUCUACGUCUACUCUGAGUUCCUGGGUGGUAUCUGGACCCUGAGCACAUACAUCUGUGAUGCUCUGAUGACCAUGGACGUCAUGCUGUGCACGGCCUCCAUCCUCAACCUAUGUGCCAUCAGUGUGGACAGGUACAUAGCGGUGGUGGUGCCCCUGAAGUACAACAGGAACCAGUUCAGCCUGCGGCAGCUGGUCCUCAUUACGGCCACCUGGGUUCUCUCCCUGGGCGUCGCCAGUCCUGUCAUCUUCGGCCUCAACCAGGUGCCAGGCCGCGACCCCACCGUGUGCAAGCUGGAGAACGACAGCUUCGUGGUCUACUCCUCAGUGUGCUCCUUCUUUGUGCCUUGCCCAGUCAUGCUCUUCCUGUACUACUGGAUGUUCCGGGGGUUGAGACGCUGGAGCUCAGGCAGGAGGCGCUCCCAGCUGACGAGGGGAGGAAAACGGGGACUGUCCCUGCGCCUCAGCUCCGCCCUGCAGAGGGAAAACGCAGGGGUCAGGGCGGGGGCCAAGGAGAAGGUGGUGUACCUCAUGCCCUCAGGGCUCAGCCCAAUGUCACCGUCGACCGUAUCGAUGGCGUCGCCCACAGCGACCCCGGGGGUGGAGGACAAGCAGCAGGAUGUUGUGGGGGCUGGCAUGGCAGAGAGCGACCCCAUGACUACACAGAUAGAAAGCAUUUCGGACGCAGAACCCACGGAGAAGCCGCCUCGGCAGGGGAAGAGCCGGAAGGAGAAUGGGCUGGCCCACGCUAAGGCCACCAAGAGGGGGCGCCGCAACAGCAAGAGUAGCAGAGUGAGUGGGAGGGAGCGCAAAGCCAUGAAGGUCCUUCCUGUUGUAGUUGGUGUGUUCCUAGCCUGUUGGACACCUUUCUUUGUGGUACAUGUGACCAACGUGCUGUGCGUGUCCUGCAAAAUUAGCCCCACUCUGAUAUCCGUGGUAACGUGGCUGGGCUACGUCAACAGUGCUGUCAACCCCAUCAUCUACACUGCCUUCAACGCAGAGUUCCGAAAUGUCUUUCACAAACUUUUCUGCUGUCGAGCAUGAGACUUGAGUUCUGAGAUCUGGAACCUCUUUGACAAACUAUUCAUUGAGAUAGGAGAACAAUUAUCUUUAAGGUUCAAUCUGAGACCUGAUUUCUAGAAUGUUGCUCUCGACCAUGAGACCUGAAUUAAAUGAUCUUUCACAAAACUCCUCGGUUGCUGGAUGUGAGAGUGACCCAAAGGGGUUUUCCUGGAUCUAAGUGCUGGCAGAAGGUGAGGUUGUCAAAAUGGAUGAACAAUACAGGGGACAACCUGACAGAAUUUGACUGAUGCCUUAGUUUACAUAUUGUGAACUGAAAGACAGUGGCUCACUGUAUCUGAUGUUUCUACAUUGAAGUUGAUACUGUGUGACGGUUUUUCGUCCUGUAAAAUAUUGCUUGGAUAAAGAAGAUGGUGAAUACUGUUAAUAUCAUAGCCCAAAGGCAUAAAAUAUGUCAACAAUGUGCACAUUUAAGAACAUGUAACUAUUUGAUAUGUGAGUUUUGAUUUCUCUCAGAAUUAAAUGUUGAUGCUAUGUAUGGUUCUCUGUUUUGAUUUAAUAAUGUGCAGGUUUUCUGUGAAAGUUCAUGGUAAUUUCUUUAGAAUUGACUUUGUCUCCUUUUAUCCUGAGGACUUGAGAGACUUUAGGGACAUAGUGUGGCUCAAGAGGAACUUACAUCAUACAACAAACAUGACAUUUUCUAUCUUGUGGAUUACGGACAUUGCCUGUAGAUAAUAUCAUGAACAUUUACGCCCAAGAAGUGACAAAUUACAGACUUCAGGGCCAACAUUGUGGAAAGAACUAUUUAAGAUGAUAUCAUGACCUAUUUUGAUCAAGUGCUACAAAAGUGCAAUGAAUUAACUGAGGUGAAUGUGACAAAUGUAAACAAUUCUCUUUGUCGUUGAUCGAAAAGUAAUAAAACAUGUUCCAUAUAAUAUGUA
Molecule: messenger RNA, 3188 nt
Organism: Salvelinus fontinalis (brook trout)
Lineage: Eukaryota; Metazoa; Chordata; Actinopteri; Salmoniformes; Salmonidae
Product: D(4) dopamine receptor-like
Exons: 6
Coding region: 964-2271 (435 amino acids)
Biological process (GO): adenylate cyclase-inhibiting dopamine receptor signaling pathway; adenylate cyclase-activating adrenergic receptor signaling pathway
Cellular component (GO): plasma membrane
Molecular function (GO): G protein-coupled receptor activity; dopamine neurotransmitter receptor activity, coupled via Gi/Go
Source: RefSeq, a predicted model, not a curated record